Molecule: messenger RNA, 4303 nt
Organism: Saccostrea cuccullata (small rock oyster)
Lineage: Eukaryota; Metazoa; Mollusca; Bivalvia; Ostreida; Ostreidae
Product: annexin A6-like
Exons: 27
Coding region: 157-3456 (1099 amino acids)
Cellular component (GO): cytoplasm
Molecular function (GO): calcium ion binding; calcium-dependent phospholipid binding
Source: RefSeq, a predicted model, not a curated record
CUCGAAAAGGAAGUUCAAUGUGCGAACUUCCGGCAGGUGAGAGGAACUCUUCUGCUUGUGGAGGUAUAUUUGGCGGCUUGACAACACUGAAAACAUCACAAAACAGAGGUUUUUGUGGCAAAAAGAUUUUAUUCAGCAUAGGACUUUUCUACCACCAUGCCCAGUGCUGGGGCAGUUUGUCCCCCCUUGAUUACGCCUGUCAGGCGGCAUAUUCCGGGCCUCGCCACAAAUAAAAUAGACACCACCACACUCAUAGAGAUCACCACAGAAACUCCUGAUUGUAAAAUAUAUUUCACUUCUGAUGGAACAAAGCCGUCUCCAUUUCAACGUAAAAUUGGAGGACGCGAGAUCACAUUCAAAUACAAGGCUCCUUUCACACUUAAAGCUGGAAAACGUACAUUGAAGGCAGUAGCUGUUACAAGAGAUGGAAUCCGGGAGAGUGACGUGAUGACAAAGCAGUUUAUGGUGGAGGAGACUGGACAGCUCAGCCACGCCGAGACCACCACGGACUGCUACUCCACCGACGAUUACACAAGCUUCUUUGACACCUCAGACCUCGACACUGACACCACACAGAAAACCUGGACUAGCGCUUCCACUGUCAAAAACAGGAGGAAACCCAAAAAGAGUAAAUCUCCAGUGAGAUCUAAGUCCCCUCUGCGAUCCUCUCUAAGGCGGUCCCCUAAGGAGGCAUGGGCCAGCAGCCAGACCUUUGAUAACUUUGGAGCCGAGGAUGGACGUCACAGUCCCCCACAGCCCCCUGUUCCCGAGGGCCCGUUUAACCCUACCAACUACUCUGGUACCCAGAUAAACGUGUGGGGCGCUCCCCCUGGAUCCUGGCCCGGGAUGAAUGCCAGUAACGGGGCGGUCACAUUUGGCGUCCCGGUGCCUAGCAACCCCUACCCCACACAGACGGGCUUCCUCACAGAAAAUAUGAUCAGUAACUGUAACCCUGAAAAUCGUCACGUGACGGUAGGAGACUUACGUCAGAUGAUGAACAAGCGACCUAAAACUAUCGAGGAACCACCAAAGGAGCCACCGAAGGCCAUCGAGCUUCCCCCUCCCCCUAAAGAUCCGGAAUUAUCUGCCGUCAGUCCCGGAAAUGGGGACUUCAAAGGAAAUAUACAACACAUCUACGCUCAUAUGCUGGAAUUCGCGAAAAAUAACAAGGACUUUCGACUAAGAGUGGCUGAACCCAAAAUUGGAAGAAUGCAUGAAGCCAAGUUUGAAGAUGAGGGAGAUGCAUAUAGAAUUACUCUAGUGAUGGGAAAACCGGGCGUGCCAAGAGGAUCGCUACGCAAACCUCCGAAAGUGGAGACCAAACCGAAGAAACCCCCCACUCCCCCUCCCUCAAACGGAAAGAAAAAGAAGGAAACACCCCCCAAAUCUGACCCCUACUUUGCAAUGGAAACAGAGGAUCUUCCGGUGGAGGGGACAAUGUGCUUGCGAAAAUUAAAUUCUCGCGUACUGAGGGGUGCCAUGAAGGGGCUAGGGACUGAUGAAGACGCUAUAACAAAUAUCCUGGCUUAUCGAUCUAAUCCUCAGAGACAGGAAGUCAGGGUAGCAUUCAAAACCAUGUACGGAAAGGACCUUUUAGAGGAGUUGAAGAGUGAACUGAGUGGACAUUACCUGGACGCCUGUAAGGGUCUGAUGAUGGGCCCGGCUGAAUUUGACGCGUAUCAGCUCCGAAAAGCCAUCAAGGGCCUAGGGACAGAUGAAGACGUGUUGAUAGAGAUUUUGUGUACCAGAUCUAACGCCCAGAUCAAGGAAAUCAUCAAAACUUAUAAAACACUAUUCAAUAAGGACCUGGAGAAAGACAUUAUAGGCGACACGUCGGGACAUCUGAAGCGAUUACUAGUGUCGCUGGUUCAGGCCAAUAGGAGCGACAGUAAGGAAGUGGACCGUAACAAAGCCAAACAAGAUGCUAAAGCACUACUGGACGCCGGCGAGGGGAAAUGGGGCACGGACGAGUCCCGAUUUAACGUCAUUCUGGCCUCCCGCAGCUAUCCCCAGCUCAGGGCCACGUUUGACGAAUAUGAGAAAAUCUCCAAGAAGAACAUGGUAGAGGCGCUGAAGAGUGAAAUGUCAGGAGACCUACUGAGGGGAAUGUUGACUAUUGUGCGAUGUGUGAGGAAUAAGGCUGCUCAUUUCGCGUACCAACUCCAGAAGACGAUGAAGGGUCUCGGGACGGACGACGACACUCUCGUCCGAGUCGUCGUGUCGCGAUGUGAAAUCGACAUGGUCCAGAUCAAGGAGGAAUUCCAAAAAAUGACAGGACAAACAUUGGAGCAGUACAUAGCUGAUGACAUCUCUGGGGAUUAUAGGAACAUUAUUCUGGCCCUCGUGGUGGGAGGACCUCCCCCAAACACUGCCUCCAAAUCUGGUAAGGGUUUUGUGGAGGCCGUCAAAAACAAAACUGAGGAAGAAUUGGAUGAAGAGGUCAGAAUGGAAUCUGAAGAAGUCCAGGAGGAUCCUACAGUAAAACCGGCGGAGAAUUUCAACGCUGAGAGUGACGCAGAGGCUCUCAGGAAGGCCAUGAAAGGCUUCGGAACUGAUGAACAGGCCAUAAUAGACAUACUGGGCUACAGAUCAAACGCACAGAGACUAGAAAUUGUUCAAACUUACAAAACAAUGUUUGGAAAGGACCUAAUCAAGGACUUGGAAGGGGAGUUGAGUGGGGGUCUGAAGGUCCUCUGUCGGGGUCUGUGUAUGAGUCCGGAGAACUUUGAUGCCAUGUGUCUCAACAAAGCCAUCAAGGGCCUGGGAACAGAUGAGCAGGUGCUUGUCGAGGUCAUCUGUACUCGGUCAAACGAACAGAUCAGGAAAUUCAAGGAAGCCUACAAAACUUUGUAUGGUAAGAACUUGGAGGAGCACGUUUCUGGGGAUACCUCGGGUCACUUCAAACGGCUACUGAUAGGAUUACUCCAGGCCAACAGGGACGAAAGCAAAGAGUUUGACAGAAACAAAGCUAAACAGGACGCUCAGGCCAUCUACGAGGCCGGAGAGAAGAAAUGGGGGACUGACGAGUCACGCUUUAACGUCAUUCUGGUCUCCAGGAGCUAUGCUCAGCUGCGUGCGACAUUCCAGGAGUACGCUAAACUGGCCAACAAAGAUAUUGAAGACACGUUAAAGAGUGAAAUGUCAGGGGAUUUACUGAAGGGCAUGCUAGCUGUAGUGCGGUGUAUUCGAGGUAAGGCUUCACACUUUGCCACAGAGUUGUAUAAAUCAAUGAAGGGUCUCGGGACGGAUGACGAUCGUCUGUGUCGAGUCAUUGUAUCCCGCUGUGAAGUAGACAUGGUGCAGAUCAAGGAGGAAUUCCAGAAGCAGUACAAACAAACCCUGGCCAUGUUCCUAGCUGAUGACAUUUCAGGAGAUUAUAAGAACUUAUGCUUUGCUCUGAUUGGUGAAUCGGUGCCAAAACCAGCAAAGAAGGAAAAGAAAGGUUGGUUCUCAUAGCUACUGCCCUACCUCAUCCAUCCAUUCCUAGGUAACACAUGCAGGCCUUGAUCCUGAGAACAAACAACAGAGAAUUCCACAGACAGACAGAUCUUAGGGCUUUCAGUGUUGUUAUCUCUAUAUAGGUUCAUAAUAAUCAAGGGGAGCAUUUAGUUCUAGAUAAUAUUUUUACAAUUAUGAAGAAUUUAACUGUUGUAAAGUUAAGCUUAACUUUAGGUGGUAUAUACAUAUAAGGCUGUGAAUGAUAUUAUUUUUACUUGCUGAUUAUGAAACUUGCUUCACCAAAAAAGAAUUUUUUAAAUGUUUAAUGAGAAUUGAUUUGGAAGGAUCUGAAAUAUACAUUAUUAUUUGUAUUUAAGUUUUAUUGGAAUUCAUAGACAUAUUUAUUGCUUGUAAGUAAUAGAUAGGAUGUAGGGUUGACCUUAUAGAGUAAUAAAGAUAAAACUACAUUCCAUAUAAGAAUACAAUUACUACCCCUUUCUUGUGGAACUCUUCGGUUUUUAAAAAGAAACUUAAGUAAGAUAUAUCCAUGGAUAGAGAAAUAUAGUAUGGUUUUGCAAGUCCUUUGCAAGACUGUUGGUAUGUUAAUAUUAGGGAAUGUAAAAUGCUGAAAUAUAUCAGAAAUACAUAGUCAAUAAUGUACAAGUGGGACGGGUUUUUUUUUAGGGAAAAUUCAUUUUAACUGCCAUGCUGAAUUUUUGUUUUUUUGUUUUUUUUUUGAAUUUAUAGUUGCAGGCAUUUCAAUUAUACAUAUACUAUUUUGAAUGAAUAUUUUCAGCUUUUUUAUUUAAUGUUGUCUUAUCUGUGAUAUUUUAAUGUUUUCCAUAUUAAGUGUUUAAAUAACAUA